Molecule: messenger RNA, 525 nt
Organism: Macrosiphum euphorbiae (potato aphid)
Lineage: Eukaryota; Metazoa; Arthropoda; Insecta; Hemiptera; Aphididae
Source: the annotation of a GenBank genome assembly
AUGAACGCUGUAAAAAGGAUUGUGUCAGUCGCGUAUCUAAUAUUAUUGGUCACGUUAGUUCAGAGUGAAAACUGUACGGUAAAGAAGACGUAUAAUGGAACUAUUACAAGAGAACGUCUAAUGACUUGCCCAUCGUCUGAAUCCGACAAAGAUGCAAAAUUUUGUUGCUACGAUAAGUUUGAUAGCGUCGAUUGCUGCAAUGGUGCCGACCAUCUACGUCAUUUAAUUCUGAAAUUCAUGCCAGACCUGUUAAUAGUUCUGUUGAUAAUUAUUGGUCUGAUAUUGGCAUGUUGUAUUGUUUGUAUCUGUAUUCCAUGUUAUUGCAUCAUGAGCCGUCGUCGCCCGAUAUAUAAAGAUUCAAAUGAUAAUGCAAAUAUGGUUGCUGCCGUUUCCUUGCCCAAUGAAUCAGAAGAACAAAAUAUACCAAAAAAAGAAGUUACUCAUCAUUUGCCUCCAGGAGCUUAUCCUGUUUAUCCACAAUUCAUGGGAAUGCAACCAUUAAAAUCGACUGAAGUAAAUUGUUAA